GUCAUGAUCACUCAAAUAUUAAAAACAAUUAAACAAGUAAUCUUUUAAUAUUGACCAAAAAUAAUUAUAUUUAGUAUAUGACACUAACUGAAAUAUUAUAAAUAGUUUAUAAAGUUUAACAUAGUUACAACACUUUAAGUACAUAAGUAUUAGGCACGUCCAGGAUUUGGUGAUCAAUAAGGAUGACACUCGCAGAGUUUUUUAGUUGUACUCUACUUGCUUUCGGUCCACCGUUGGCAAUGUUCGCAAUGACCAUAGCUAAAGAUCCAGUGAGAAUAAUAAUCAUGAUAGCAGCAGCCUUUUUCUGGCUUCUAUCGUUUUUAGUAUCCUCUUUGGUUUGGUUCAUAGUCGUCCCACUUCGAAGCUAUUUAGCUUUUGGUAUGGUGUUUGCGGUUGCAUUUCAGGAAAUUUUCAGAUACUUCAUAUAUUUGUUACUUAGAAAAACCGAGGCAGGUCUCAAAGAAAUAUCAGAUAAUAAUGAAAUAAGUAGUCACAAAUUAGAGAUGGCCUAUGUUUCUGGCCUAGGAUUUGGUAGUAUGAGUGGAGCAUUUGCCUUGGUUAAUGUUCUAGCAGAUUCUGUUGGACCAGGCACUCUAGGUCUUCAAAAUGGAACUGAGUUCUUCUUUGUCUCAAGCGCAGCUAUGACUCUCUGUAUGAUUCUUCUUAAUACAUUUUGGAGUGUUAUUUUCUUCAAUGGAAUGGAUGAAAAGAACUAUAAGAAGAUAUUUUGGGUUGUUGGUUCACACUUUUUAGUAUCUGGCAUAAGUUUAAUGAACACAAAAGGGCUAUAUGUAUUUACCAUUUUACCUUCUUAUAUAAUUUUAGUAAUUACAGCAAUAACAGCAUUUAAGUGUGCUGGAGGAAACAUUGCUUCUGUAUUAAAUUCUUGCUUUUCCAAGGCCUAAGAAAUAAACACCCUCUAAUGAUAAUUGAAAUAAUUACAUGGAGACCACUCUAAGUCUUGACUUGAGAAAUAAAAAAUAACAUAGAUCUCUCUUUAGAUUUUAUUUAUUUAGUACAUAAGAAAUAAUAACUAAGCUGAUGUUUGUGUACUAUACAAAAUGUUAGUAGUUUAAUUAAAUAAACAACGUAAGGACAUCCUUGAAA
Messenger RNA from Pieris napi, 1107 nucleotides. RefSeq names its product gamma-secretase subunit Aph-1 (gene aph-1). The transcript is spliced from 3 exons. Bases 183 to 905 code for a protein of 240 amino acids. Gene Ontology annotation, cellular component: membrane; endoplasmic reticulum; gamma-secretase complex. Gene Ontology annotation, molecular function: protein-macromolecule adaptor activity. Gene Ontology annotation, biological process: Notch signaling pathway; Notch receptor processing; protein processing. The record is from RefSeq and is a predicted model, not a curated record. Lineage: Eukaryota; Metazoa; Arthropoda; Insecta; Lepidoptera; Pieridae.